CUGGCUGAAUCAGCUGCUCGAAUCACAAUCUACGCACAAAUUGAGACUAAUUUUGGCUUUAAAACGAAAUAAGAGAUAUUUGAAGCGCACAAACGAUGAUUGUCUCACGCCUGGCAUUCCCCAUUACCCAUGCCCUGCAGCGGGUAACGCGCCGUGUGGCGGAACACCCUCACAACCUAAGGAUCCUGCAGCGCCACAUGUCCAGCGUGUACUUCCGCAGUGGAGCCAUUAAACCGAAGCCCGAGGAGAUGCCCUUCGGCCUGCUGGCCAUCUUCUGUGCCGUCAUACCGGGUCUCUUCGUGGGCGCCACCAUCAGCAAGAACGUGGCCAACUUCCUGGAGGAGAACGAUCUGUUCGUGCCCGCGGAUGACGACGACGACGAGGACUAGGCAUCCGGACACUUGACAAUCUUCAUGUGGGGGUGCCUCCUAGUCGGAAUAAAUGUGUUCGGUUGGAGCCCCACGUUGCCCCAAGCAGAGGAACCCAGCUCUCGGCCAUAUAUUUAUUCAUCCAUUAGCCUCCUUUUUCUACUCUUAAGAAUCUUGCAUUUUAUGUGUUUUGUGCUGUAUUCUUAAAGUCCCGCUUUAAUAUUUCAUCUAUCUGAAUGUUAACUAUGCUCGUUAAAUACUUGAAUGUGCUAGAAUUAAAUAAAGUUUAUUCGACUAU
Messenger RNA from Drosophila teissieri, 666 nucleotides. RefSeq names its product essential MCU regulator, mitochondrial (gene EMRE). NCBI's taxonomy places the organism in Eukaryota, Metazoa, Arthropoda, Insecta, Diptera, Drosophilidae. The record is from RefSeq and is a predicted model, not a curated record. Gene Ontology annotation, biological process: calcium import into the mitochondrion; mitochondrial calcium ion homeostasis. The transcript has a single exon. Gene Ontology annotation, cellular component: mitochondrial inner membrane; uniplex complex. Bases 96 to 389 code for a protein of 97 amino acids.